Messenger RNA from Adineta steineri, 1431 nucleotides. NCBI's taxonomy places the organism in Eukaryota, Metazoa, Rotifera, Eurotatoria, Adinetida, Adinetidae. The record is from the annotation of a GenBank genome assembly.
AUGGUUUCGAUAUCUCUUUAUGUUAUCCUUCUCUCCUCCCUUAUCGUACUUAGUACUGGACAAGAAAAAAAUGGCAAACAUCAUAGUACAGAAGAAGUAUUUGAUAUACUUGAUCGUAUUCAUGAUAAAUGUCCCGAUAUAACACAUAUCUAUGAUUUACCAUUGAAAUCAAUUGAAAAACGUCCAUUACGUGUUAUAAUAUUCUCGGAUAAUCCAAAACAUCAUGAAGAACUUGAACCUGAAUUUAAAUAUGUUGGAAAUAUGCAUGGAAAUGAAGUUGUCGGCCGAGAAUUAUUAUUAAACUUAGCUGAAUAUCUUUGUGACGAAUAUAAAAAUGGCAAUGAACAAAUUCAAAAAUUAGUCGAUAAUACUCGUAUACAUCUUAUGCCAGCAAUGAAUCCUGAUGGUUGGGAGAUUGCUGUAAAAAAUGCAUGGAAUUCAACAAAACCAAAUCAAUUUAAAGAUAUUGAAACAAUGUUAUACGAACAAGGUGCACUUGACUGGCAAGUUGGCCGACCUAAUGCCAAUGGAGUUGAUCUAAAUCGAAAUUUUCCUAAUUUGGAUGAAUUUAUCUACGCAUAUAACCAUCAAGCAAACCAUCGAAAUAAUCAUCUUGAUCUUGAAACAUUCGUUUCAUUAACAACAGGAACUGAUUGUCAUGAUCAAGCUUAUCAACCUGAAACAGUUACAGUUGCUUUCUGGAUAAUGCAAAAUCCAUUUGUUUUAUCAGCUAAUUUACAUAAUGGUGAUCUUGUUGCUAAUUAUCCAUAUGAUGAUUCAGCAAAUCAUCUUCAAAUGUAUUCACCAUCACCUGAUGAUUCAUUAUUUCAACAAUUAGCUGAAUCGUAUUCUCAUACACAUUUAAAAAUGCAAUCACCAAAAAAACCAUGCUCAACAGAUGUUUUCCCAGAAGGAAUUACUAAUGGUGCAGCUUGGUAUCCAGUUUGUGGUGGAAUGCAAGAUUUUAAUUAUUUAGCUAGUAAUUGUUUUGAAUUAACAUUAGAACUUGGUUGUCAAAAAUUUCCACCUGGUAAAAAUUUACCAAGUUUAUGGGACGAUAAUAAAGAUGCACUUCUCAAUUUCAUGUGGCAGACUCAUGUUGGUAUUAAAGGUUAUAUUGUCGAUGAAGAUGAACAACCAAUUCAUAAUGCAAGUAUUAAAGCUUAUCAAUUAGUCAAUGAUAACUGGAAAUAUAUUGAUCAUGAUAUAACAUCAAAUCCAAAAGGUGAUUAUUAUCGUUUACUUACAGAUGGUUCAUAUGCUAUUCAAGUCAAAAAACCAGGUUAUGAAAGUCAAACAAAAUAUAUUAAAGUUCAUAAUAAAGAACAUCAAACAAAUGCACAACAAGUUGAUUUUACUCUUGAAUUAUUAUCGGCCGAACGUCAAGAUCUUCAACGAAUGCUUAAACAUUACAUGAAUGAUAAAUAUUAA